Messenger RNA from Sphenostylis stenocarpa, 1476 nucleotides. NCBI's taxonomy places the organism in Eukaryota, Viridiplantae, Streptophyta, Magnoliopsida, Fabales, Fabaceae. The record is from the annotation of a GenBank genome assembly.
AUGUCGUCGGUGUACGUUCUAGAACCUCCAACGAAGGGAAAAGUGGUGGUGAGCACAACGCGCGGGCCUUUGGACAUCGAGCUAUGGCCGAAGGAGGCUCCGAAAGCCGUGAGGAAUUUCGUGCAGCUCUGCCUCGAAAACUAUUACGACAACAUCAUCUUCCACCGCGUCAUCAAGGACUUUCUCGUCCAAGCCGGCGACCCCACCGCCUCCGGCACCGGAGGUGAAAGCAUUUAUGGUGGUGUUUUUGCUGAUGAGUUCCAUUCACGUUUAAAAUUCAAGCACAGAGGAAUAGUUGCAAUGGCCAAUGCUGGAUCUCCAAAUUCCAAUGGAAGUCAGUUUUUCAUCACUCUCGACCGGUGUGACUGGCUUGAUCGCAAGCAUACCAUUUUUGGAAAAGUGACAGGAGAUACAAUGUAUAAUCUUUUGAGACUGGGUGAAGUUGAAACCGAUAAGAAUGACCGGCCUUUAGAUCCCCCAAAGAUUUUAUCAGUCGAGGUUUUAUGGAAUCCAUUUGAAGAUAUUGUUCCAAGAACACUUCAGAAACCUCUAACUCAAGCUAAAGCUGAUACAGAAAAUAAAGAGCCUAGGAAGAAAGGUGUAAAAAAAUUGAACUUGCUUUCAUUUGGGGGAGAAGCUGAAGAAGAGGAAAAGGUGGCAUCAGUGAAGCAAAAGAUUAAGAGCAGUCACGAUGUCUUGAAUGAUCCUCGUCUUCUAAAGGAAGAAACUCCUAUUAGUGAACUGAGUUCAUCAAGAAGAGAUCUGCAUUUAUCUGUAAGGGACGCACUUAACGCGAAGAAAGAAGAGCCUCAGAAAGAUUCAGCCCCUGGUAACAUGGCUCGUGUUGAUUCCAGUGAUGAUGAUGAAGCAGAUUUUGAUUCAAGAAUGCGCAUGCAGAUACUCAAAAAGCGGAGGGAGUUGGGUGAUCUCCCUCCCAAGCCUAAGUUGCAAAAAGGAGGAAGGUCCAGUCCAGAGAAUCAUGAUAUGUCAUCACCAAGGUCCAAUGCUGUUAGUGUUGAUGAGGAUCAACCAAAGGUAGAAAAGUUGUCCUUGAAGAAAAGGGGAGUAGGAUCUGAAGCAAGAGCGGAACGAAUGGCUAAUGCCAAUCCAGAUCUGCAACUAUUAAAUGAAACUGAGAGAGGAAGGCAAUUGCAGAAGCAGAAGAAACGCAGACUUCAAGGGCGUGAAGAUGAAGUUCUGGCAAAACUUGAAAAAUUCAAGAAUUCUUUAGCAGCAAAGACGACACCCCCAGCUGCCGAAUCUGGAGAUGUUAAUAAUGAGGAGUUGUCUGACUGGAGAGGUGUUAGUUUAAAGUUUACCCCCGAGUCUGGCAAGGAUCGCAUGUCUCGCAAUGAGGACCCAAAUGACUAUGUUGUGCACGACCCACUUCUGGAAAAGGGGAAAGAGAAGUUCAAUAGGAUGAUAGCCAAACAAAAGAGACGAGAACGAGAGUGGGCUGGGAGAUCUCUUACUUGA